This is a messenger RNA of Linum trigynum, 258 nucleotides long. Lineage: Eukaryota; Viridiplantae; Streptophyta; Magnoliopsida; Malpighiales; Linaceae. The record is from the annotation of a GenBank genome assembly.
AUGGACGAAGAUCGAACGCGCUGCGAGGUGUCAAGGAAGCCGCACGGGCAGUCCGGGGCAUCACACGGCCGUGCAGGUGAGCAAGAUGGCCGUGUGACUUUUGCCAAGGCCACGCACGGGCAACCCAUGAAGUUCACACAGCCGUGCAAAGUGCAAUUGUGGCCGUGUGAUAUUUGCCGAGGCCAAACACGGGCAGACUGGAUUUCUCACACGGCCGUGCAACCCAGGCCGUGUGAGAAGGCUGAAGUUCGAACUUAA